AUGAAGGUGAUCUCUGUAUAUUUGCUGGUUGUAUUGAGUGGGAGUGGGAACACGUACCCUUUAGUUGAUAAUUUGAAGGACAUCCUUGGAUCAGUUGGAGCUGAAGCUGAUGAUGAUUGGAUCAAGCUGCUGUUGCCUCAAGUUGAAGGAAAAUAUAUAAUGGAGCUUAUUGCAUCUGGAAGAGAGAAACUGGCUUCAGUGCCUUCAGAAGACUCUGUUGCAGUUGCUGUUUCUGGUGGGGGUUGUGCUGCACCGGCUGUUGCAGCUGAGCCAAAGAAAGGGGAAAAAGAGGAAUCAGAUGAGGUGAGCUUUCUACAAUGAGAACCAAUUGAAAAAUCUUCAGAAAUAAUAAUCUAAUAUCUGCUGCGGAUAUUUUUAUUUCUUUUGAAGUGUCUCAGCUUUAUUUCUCAUUUUAGGGCAAGAGAGUGGGGAUAGAAUAGAGUGGAUUGAAUGACAUAUGGAGUGGAGAUGUAAUAGUUUACGAAGGAAAAGAGGGUGUUAUUUAAGGGCAAGUGACAUGCAAAAGUUGUUAUUCGAUCUAACUUGGACUAGUAUAAGAAUAGACUCCCUUGGACCUUGUCUAUUCCAUGUUCAUUGGAAUAACACCAGCUUUUGUACGAUAAUUUGCCUUCAAAUGAUACGCCUAUCUGUAUUGCUGUUCCAUUCAUUGUCUAUUCCAUUCCAUGAAGCAACAAUUCUAGUAUGCAAGUGACAUAGGACAGGAAGAUGAAAAUUGGAUGGAUCAAUUUGGCCUUAUUUGGAGACACUAUCGAAAGAAUAGGAUCAAGGGCAUCUUGGUUCCUAAGCAUAAAUAUGUUUGACUUAGUUAAUUAGUUAGAAUUGUUUUAUGUGCCAUUUUGUAUGUAAAUAGGUGUCUUUGGUUUGGUUUCAAUUUUUUAAUUUUAGUUUCCUGUAUAUUAGUAUGAUUCUAUCUGUUGAUCAAGUUAUUUAUUUGAAUUGAACAAAAUAACUGUGUUUUUCCCCAAA
Molecule: messenger RNA, 987 nt
Organism: Malania oleifera
Lineage: Eukaryota; Viridiplantae; Streptophyta; Magnoliopsida; Santalales; Ximeniaceae
Product: large ribosomal subunit protein P2-like
Biological process (GO): cytoplasmic translational elongation
Cellular component (GO): cytosolic large ribosomal subunit
Molecular function (GO): structural constituent of ribosome
Source: RefSeq, a predicted model, not a curated record